Molecule: messenger RNA, 1542 nt
Organism: Fomitopsis serialis
Lineage: Eukaryota; Fungi; Basidiomycota; Agaricomycetes; Polyporales; Fomitopsidaceae
Exons: 7
Coding region: 167-1180 (337 amino acids)
Source: RefSeq, a predicted model, not a curated record
GUCAGCGCCACAUCAUGAUGGCCUCCGCGCGUUGUUUCGAGAGAAGUGCUUCAUUGCUCACUGUUUUACUUCCCGCCUCUACUUAAAAAGCUGACUCUACUAGCAACUCUGCAGCUUUGCCCCAAGAGUUCCUCCGCCAAUCUCCCCGUCCUCAGCCAGAAACACGAUGCUUACUAUGAACGGCCACCUGCCCCUGGAGUUGCAGUACCGUGGGCACGUCAACCAACUACCUUCUAGCGAUAACACUACAGAUAUCGAGUCUGACUCAAGCGAUGGGUGUACGGCGGCCGAAGGCAACGCGGUCCAGCGCCCCGCGGGUACGGCAUCCCAGCGACACACUGUCAACGGCGACAACAACACGUAUGGGACUCAUGCUGGCUACAUUAUUAUUCAGGGCGCGAUGGGAUUGCCAGAAGCCCACCUGUUACACUCUCCACCACACGGUGCUGGUCACUCCUUUGCUCAAGGCCCUUCUGGAAUUCAGGGUCGAUACCCGGCCACUGAUGAGACGGGAAGGCUGAUCGCACGAAGUCUUCCGGGGCAAUAUUCACAAUCCCGGCUUGCCGUGAAUGAGUCCCCUUUGCCCACGGACGGUCACAAUGGGUCCGAGUCGAGCGUGAGUCAUGUUCGGCGCGUCGACACCGGCACAGCGCACAGCGCCAAUCAGAGGGCGGCUCCCCGCCCUACUACGACCGCCUCCACUGCCGCGCAGUCCUCUGUCACUCUUGGUUCAUCCUGGACCAUCCAACAAUCGUGGCAGCCUGUUCCUGGUCCUUAUGCGGCGCCACAGAUUUACCAGCCAGCCAUAUCCCCGGCAUCUGCACCCCCGCUCCAGACUGUCCCCAUGCAGGUUCCGCCGGCGGACCAGACGGUUGAUCACCCUAUAUGCGGGCUUGAAGGCUGUUCAAUCCACCUGGACGAUCUCACGGUGGGUGGACAGCGGCGCCACCUUCGUGACUUCCACGCGGCGCAGUUGCAGCAUGGACGCGUGAGGUGCAAUUGGGUCCACGGCACCGGGGGUAUCAUCUGCGGGAAGGAGCUCGAUGCUAACAAUUGGGGAAAGCAUCUCGCCGCGGUGCACUACGGCAGUACGGCGGAGAAGUGUCCUCACUGCCCGAAGGUUAUCUGCAGGUCCGACGCGCUCAAGAGACACGUCGAUAACUUCCAUUUUGAUCAAUAGGCCGCUGCAGGGCCAUAGGAGCCAUCCUGAUUUAGAUGUCUCGACGCGCUUUCGAGCUCCCUCACCAUUCGCAUUAUUUAGAUUAUACCCCAAACAUGAAUUCAAGACCAUCUGUAACGCGGAAGCUGUACUUGUAUUUCCGGUUUUGUCGGACUUCCGUCGUAUGAUUCAAUAGUGGUGUACUUCGAUCGCUUUCCACUUGCGCAUUUUAUUCUGGAGAUCUCAUUAGAUCCCACCGAGAGACGGUUGAAUUUACACCGCAUGUACCCCUUCCAACUCGGGCCCGGGUCCAUGUUCUGUUCUGUGAUUUCAACACUUCUGAUCCAGUCUUCGAGUAAUGCAUAUUUCUGAUUCUCCGCCGC